Cygnus atratus (black swan) is the source of this 483-nucleotide messenger RNA. It is a transcript of the gene JCHAIN, whose product is annotated as joining chain of multimeric IgA and IgM. Gene Ontology annotation, cellular component: pentameric IgM immunoglobulin complex. Gene Ontology annotation, biological process: humoral immune response. The transcript has 4 exons. The coding region runs from base 1 to 483 and encodes 160 amino acids. The record is from RefSeq and is a predicted model, not a curated record. NCBI's taxonomy places the organism in Eukaryota, Metazoa, Chordata, Aves, Anseriformes, Anatidae. Gene Ontology annotation, molecular function: immunoglobulin receptor binding.
AUGAAGAGCUCUUUGUUGCCGUGGGUGGCCUUCGCCGUCUCCUUGGAGUUCGUCCUUGUGGCAGGUACUCUACAGGACUAUGAUGGUGAGGAGCGCGUGCUGGUGAACAACAAGUGUAAAUGCACAACAGUGACCUCAAAGUUCGUCCCCUCCAAAGAAAAUCCUGAUGAAGAAAUCCUGGAAAGAAACAUACGCAUCACUGUCCCACUCAGGAGCCGACAGAACAUCUCUGACCCCACAUCCCCGCUCAGAACCAAUUUUGUCUACCGCAUGGCCGAACUCUGCAAAAAAUGUGAUCCUGUAGAAGUUGAGCUAGGUGGUGAGAUAUACGAGGCCCAGCAGAGCACCUCCUGCAACGAGCCAGAAACCUGCUACACCUACAACAGGGACAAGUGCUACACCACAACCUUCCCAUUCAUCUACCGCGGGGAGACCAAACACAUUCAAGCAGCUCUGACACCAGCAUCCUGCUAUGCUGAUUAG